CGGUACUGAGGCGACAGCAGCGGAGUGUCUGCGUUGUCAGUCCGCCGGAGCUCUGCCGACUGGAGGGAUGUGACCCCGGAACAGGACGCCCUCCUUUACAACAACACCCCAUUCAAACAGACCACAGCAGAAAAGUAAAGCUGGACCAGGAGGGAGCCACAGGAGCAGGGGGGAUGAACCGUGAGGAGGCGCCGGGGAAGUCUCCUGAAGACGUGUACAUCCAACAGAAAGUGCGGGUCCUGCUCAUGCUUAGAAAAAUGGGAUCAAAUCUUACACAAAGUGAAGAGGCUUUUCUCCGGAAUUAUGCUGGUGUGGUCCACAGUCAGAUGAGCCAACUACCACAGCACAACAUAGACCAAGGUGCAGAGGAUGUGGUGAUGGCGUUCUCCCGGUCAGAGACGGAGGAUCGGCGACAGUGACCUUGGCCCCGCCCCGCCCCCACGCCCGUUACCCCGCCCUGCACGUGAUCCACAACAACACACAACUGCACAAACACAACACUGAUGAGCUCAGGAGACAAGGGGCGUCUGGAAGAGGCAGACGGGGGGGAGGGAAGAUGCAGCCGAUGCUGCCUCGCCCUCCGCUCAGACCUUCUCCACCUCGCCCCGUCCUCACACACGUCGACACGCCAUUACCUGAAAGAUGCACUUGAGUGGGUCACUGUGGGCAGAAGCCUUGGCAAUAAGGCAAUCUGUGAAAACAGUCAAAUUGUGUAAAUUACUUUUUUGUUUCAUUUCAUUUGGCAGCGGUGGAGAUGUUGGGCAGUGUUUUACCUUUGCCAGAGCUGACGAAUCGACACACCUAACUGCUGGAAAAUAAAGAUUUUAAAUAAUCUGCUUUAAUCACA
Austrofundulus limnaeus is the source of this 847-nucleotide messenger RNA. RefSeq names its product catenin, beta interacting protein 1 (gene ctnnbip1). Bases 174 to 419 code for a protein of 81 amino acids. Gene Ontology annotation, biological process: negative regulation of Wnt signaling pathway. The transcript is spliced from 4 exons. The record is from RefSeq and is a predicted model, not a curated record. Gene Ontology annotation, molecular function: beta-catenin binding. Gene Ontology annotation, cellular component: cytosol; beta-catenin destruction complex; nucleus. NCBI's taxonomy places the organism in Eukaryota, Metazoa, Chordata, Actinopteri, Cyprinodontiformes, Rivulidae.